Molecule: messenger RNA, 1113 nt
Organism: Haemorhous mexicanus (house finch)
Lineage: Eukaryota; Metazoa; Chordata; Aves; Passeriformes; Fringillidae
Gene: EEF1D
Product: eukaryotic translation elongation factor 1 delta
Exons: 9
Coding region: 118-1050 (310 amino acids)
Biological process (GO): translational elongation
Cellular component (GO): eukaryotic translation elongation factor 1 complex; cytosol
Molecular function (GO): guanyl-nucleotide exchange factor activity; translation elongation factor activity
Source: RefSeq, a predicted model, not a curated record
CUCCACGUGUGGUACGCACCUCCCCCAUAAGCCUCCGCGCGGCGCACGCCGCCCCUCUCUAUCCCGGCGGCGGCCAAAGGGAGCGGAGGGCCCUAAAGGGGUCAGCGCUGCUGGAAAAUGGCUGUGGAUUACUUCCUGCACGACAAGAUCUGGUUUGAGAAGUUCAAAUACGACGAUGCCGAGCGAAGGUUCUACGAGCAGAUGAACGGCCCCAUGGGUGGCCCCUCCCGCCAGCAGGAGAACGGAGCCAGCACGAUCCUCCGCGACAUUGCCAGAGCCAGGGAGAAUAUCCAGAAAUCGCUGGCCGGACAGAAGACCCCUGCUCGGAGCAAGGAAGCUCCUUGUGCCCGUCCCAAGAAACAGUCGGGACGCUCCGCUAGUGCAAGCACAACCUCCUCUGGACCUGCUGGUGACCAAAAUGAGCUCCUGUCCCGAAUUUCCCACCUGGAAGUGGAAAACCAGAACCUCCGCAGUGUUGUUGCAGACCUCCAGAUGGCCAUUUUCAAGCUGGAAAGCCGCCUGAAUGCUCUGGAGAAAUCCUCAACUUCCCACCAGCCCUCAUCUGUUCCUCCAACCCAGAAAGUGGAGCCGUUCAGCGUUCCCUCCAAAAAAGUGGAGCUCCCAGCCAAGAAAGCCGAGCCAGCUGCUGCUGAGGAGGAUGAAGAUGAUGACAUUGACCUUUUUGGGAGCGAUGAUGAGGAGGAAGACCAGGAAGCUGCCAAAGUCCGGGAAGAGCGGCUCCGGCAGUACGCGGAGAAGAAGGCCAAGAAGCCGGGACUCAUUGCCAAGUCUUCCAUCCUGCUGGAUGUGAAGCCGUGGGAUGACGAGACCGACAUGGCCAAGAUGGAGGAGUGUGUCCGGUCCAUCCACAUGGAUGGGUUGGUGUGGGGAGCCUCCAAACUGGUCCCAGUUGGAUAUGGCAUCAAGAAACUCCAAAUCCAGUGUGUGGUGGAGGAUGAGAAAGUCGGGACAGACAUCCUGGAGGAGGAGAUCACCAAGUUUGAGGACUAUGUGCAGAGCGUGGAUAUUGCUGCUUUUAACAAGAUUUAGAAGGGAAAACUGUAUCCCCCUCAUCUGAACCUGGAAUUAAUAAAGAUGAAUAUUGGGAGUGCA